Messenger RNA from Hylaeus anthracinus, 5703 nucleotides. RefSeq lists its product as uncharacterized. The record is from RefSeq and is a predicted model, not a curated record. The transcript is spliced from 15 exons. NCBI's taxonomy places the organism in Eukaryota, Metazoa, Arthropoda, Insecta, Hymenoptera, Colletidae. Bases 172 to 5100 code for a protein of 1642 amino acids. Gene Ontology annotation, molecular function: UDP-glycosyltransferase activity.
UGAUGCAAGCAUCGUGAUUCAUCAAAGGCAGUUCACUGAUAGUUGUGCUCCCGAUAAAGUUACAAGUAUUGCGUCCGUCUUACACUCUCGAUAGCAUCUUCAGUAAACGGGUAACAACUGCGUAAGCGUCUCUUCUUCCAGCUUGGUGACAGUUUAUCCGCGGUCAGCAUUAUGAAGCACAUUGUUGCAACUGUACUCGCUAUCGCAUGUGUUUUGUGUUUCGUGAAUCAACUAGAAUGUGCUAGGAUCCUUGGGGUCGUGCCUACACCUUCGUACAGUCAUCAAAUUCCAUAUCGACAACUGUGGCUCGAAUUGAGCAAACGUGGACACGAGGUCGUCCUGAUAACCACGAAUCCCAUACCCAACUCGAAUCUGCCCAACUUCACUCAAAUCGAUGUUGGCCAGUCUUAUAAGUCCCUUAAACAAAUUGCCUACGUUCGCCAGCGAUUCGAAGGAAUAUCUUGGCUAAAUUUCUGUGAGACAGAUUUGUUGUUUCUAUGUGAACAUUUUAUAGAACAUGUGUUCAAUCACACGGAGGUAAUGAAGAUGUACGCGCCUGGUAGCGAUACUAAAUUCGACGUGGUCAUCGCGGAGGUGCUUUACAUGCCCGCUGUGUGCUCCCUCGCUCAUGUGUUCAACGCGCCAUUGAUAGGACUCAGUUCGCUGGGACUUGUUUCAUUUAAUGAGUACGAACUCGGUGGCAUCGUCCUGCCUUCGCAUGAAUACACUUGGGAAAUGGAGACGAACACGGGAUCAAACCUGCCAUUUUGGAAGAGACUGACAAAUUACGUAACUCUGUGGCACCAUCUAUACCACAUCUAUAACUUCGCCAUUCCGAGACAACAGAAGAUAGCCGAAAAGUACUUCGGUGCAGAUUUCCCGCCAGUUGUCGACGUUAUGAAAAACAUGAGCCUCUUAUUUGUCAAUCAAGCUAAUAUUCUAACACCGGCUCGACCAAAGCUCGCAAACAUAAUCACGUUCACUUCGUCCCACAUCUCUCAAAAUCCAGCACCACUGUCAAAGGAUUUGAAGCGUUUCUUAGACGACGCAUCGGAAGGAUUCAUCUAUUUCAGUCUUGGUAGCAACGCGUUGAGUUCGCAUAUCCCGGAAGAUACUUUGCAGAUUUUCCUCGACGUGUUCGCCAAAUUGCCUUAUAGAAUCGUGUGGAAGUUCGAAGAGGAAUUGCCAGGAAAACCAGACAACGUCUUCAUCUCGCGAUGGUUCCCUCAGCAGAGCAUCCUCGCUCACCCGAACAUUAAGCUUUUCAUAUAUCAAGGAGGUGUGCAAAGCAGCGAAGAAGCUAUUCAUUUUACCGUACCUGUAUUAGGGUUAGCUGUGUUGGCGGAUCAGGACUACCAAGUGCGCAGAAUGGAAGAACGUGGUGUAGGAAUAUGUUUAGAAAUCCUUACUCUGACGAGAGACGAGUUGGAAAGUAACAUUCGAGAGCUUAUAACUAAUAAAAAAUAUAAGGAUAACAUGGUUGAACUCAAUCACAUCAUCAAUGAUAACCCCUAUAAUAUGAUUGAUAACCUUGUUUGGUGGACAGAGUACGUGAUUCGUCACAAAGGUGCCCCGCAUCUUCGCUCCAACCUAGCCUGGCAACCCUGGUACCAACGUCUCGAUAUGGACAUUGUUGUAUUCUUGACGACCGUAACAUGUAUAGCAGGCUUCGCUGCGCUCAGUGUUACAAUCAAAGUCAUAUUGUAUUUCCGUAAACAAAUGUUAGAAUACAAGAAACAGAAAAUUAGUUCAUCGUUGCUAUCUGAAAUGAUAUUGCAUGCUCUAAAUAAAUCGGCGUACUGGCGUGAUACAUUGUUCAGCAGUUUCACCCUGACCAGCUUUCGGAGUGGUUCAUCCGCGACCAGCAGCAUGAAGUUCAGUGUCGCGACUCUAUUCGCAGGAUUGUUCGUUCUCUCUGUUUUGAAGCAAGUACAAUGCGCCAGAAUUCUCGCGAUCAUCCCGACACCUUCGUACAGUCAUCAAAUUCCAUAUCGACCACUGUGGCUCGAAUUGAACAAACGUGGACAUGACGUCGUCCUAGUAACACCGAACCCAAUCCCAGACUUGAAGCUGGAGAAAUUCACUCAGAUAGAUACCUCGACAUCUUACAUCAAUAUGAGGCAAAAGUUCAACCUGGUCCAGCAUCGAUUCAAACAAAUCACCUGCUUGGAUUUGAUUCGGGACACUAUGCCUGAACUAAUCGAUACUUUUGCAGAACAUGUGUUUAAUCACACGCAAAUGCGAGAGAUCUACGCGCCUAAUAGCGGCCAGAAGUUCGACUUGGUAAUGGUUGAGAUGCUCCUCAUGCCAGCCGUAUAUGCCUUCGCUCAUAGAUUCAACGCGUCUUUAAUAGGGCUUUCGUCACUGGGUAUUAACGCACACAGCGAACACAUCCUCGGUGGGCUAGUGUUACCUUCUCAUGAGAGCACAUGGGAAUUGGAAGGAAACGCAGGAUCGAACCUGCCAUUCUGGAAGAGACUGCGAAACUUCGUCAACUUGUGGCAUUCCAUAUACUACCACUACCACGACAUUAUACCCCGUCAGCAGAAAAUAGCUGAAAAGUACCUCGGACCUAAUUUACCAUCGCUGCUCGAAAUACAGAAGAACACAAGCCUCAUUUUCAUCAAUCAGCCAGACGCUAUCGCAGCAGCUCGACCGAAACUCACCAACUUGAUCACGUUUACUUCAUCCCACGUAAAUCGAAAUCCAACACCAUUGCCAGAGAACUUGAAGCGCUUCGCGGACGAUGCGCCGAAUGGAUUCAUUUACUUCAGUCUCGGUACCAACGCGAUGAGUUCCCACUUGCCCGAAGAAACGUUGCAGGUUUUCCUGGACGUGUUCGCCAAGUUGCCUUACAAAGUCAUGUGGAAAUUCGAGAAGGAAUUCCCAAAGCUACCAAACAACGUCAUGGUUUCGCCAUGGUUCCCUCAGCAGAGCAUCCUUGCACACCCAAACAUCAAGCUCUUCAUAUAUCAAGGAGGUCUUCAGAGCACCGAGGAAACUAUUCAUUUCACGGUGCCUGUCGUAGUGUUUCCUGUGGGAGGAGAUCAGGAUUAUCAGGCUAUCAGAAUGGAAGCCGUUGGGGUUGGAAAGCGUUUGGAAAUCGUCACUGUGACACGAGACGAGUUGGAGAAUGCCAUACGAGAAGUCAUAACUAAUAAAAAGUACAAGGAGAAUAUAAUACAACUUAAAAAUAUUGUUAACGACAAACCUUACGAUAUGGUGGAUCACCUUGUUUGGUGGACGGAGUAUACGAUUCGACACAAAGGUGCCUCGCACCUUCGCUCAAAUUUGGCCUGGCAACCCUGGUACCAACGUAACGACAUGGACAUUGUUGUAUUCUUUACUAUUGUAGCAUUUAUAAUAGUCUCGACUACGCUCACUUUACUUGCCAAAUUUGCCGUAUGUUUCUACAGAAGAAUUCAUGCUCCUGACACAUAUCAAAAACAAAAACUUAGUAUUCGUUGGAUUGUCGUAACCAGAUCGCGUAGUGGUGUAUUCGUGAUCAUGAAUUUCGUCAACAUCGCGAUCAUACUUUCGGUUGCGGGUGUUCUAUUGGUCAUCCAACAAGUGCAAUGCGCUAGAAUUCUUGCUAUAGUCCCGACGCCUUCGUACAGUCAUCAAAUCCCGUUCAGACCGUUAUGGAUAGAAUUGAGCAAACGUGGCCACGAAAUAGUGUUCGUCAGCCCUAACCCCAUCCCAGACGUGAACUUGACGAAUUUUGUUUACAUCAACACCUUGUCAUCUUUCAUUAUCGACCAGAAGAUCGACAUCUUCAAGUACCGUUUCGAACAAACUACCUGGAUAGAGUUCUUGGAGAACAGAAUGGCAAAUUUCAGUGAUCUUGCCACACAUGCUGUGUUUAAUAACACGGAAGUGAUGAAACUGUACGCACCUAACAGCGGGGUCAAGUUCGAUUUGGUCAUGGCUGAGAUGCUGCUGUCACCAGCAUUAUUCGCUUUCGGGCACAGAUUCAACGCACCCAUUAUAGGGCUCACCUCCCUGGGACUUUUUGGAUUCAACGAAUAUAUCCUGGGCGGGGUUGUGUUACCUUCUCACGAGUCUACAUGGGAAAUGGAAACGAACACAGGAUCAAACCUGCCGUUCUGGAAAAGGCUGCACAACUUCGCGACCCUAUGGCGCAGCAUGUACUUUAUUUAUUCCAAAUGCGUACCCCAACAGCAGAAAAUAGCCGAAGAGUACUUGGGAACUCGUUUACCGCCACUGCUCGACAUACAGAGGAACCUGAGUCUCGUGUUUACCAAUCAGGCCGAUGGCCUUACAGCAGCAAAGCCGAAACUGGCAAACAUGAUCACGUUCACUUCGGCUCACGUCUCAUCAAACCCAAAACCACUGCCAGAAAAAUUAAAACGAUUCGUGGAUGACGCGCACAAUGGAUUCAUCUACUUCAGUCUGGGUAGUAACGUGUUGAGCUCAGAAAUGCCGAAAGAAACCUUGCAGAUAUUCCUCGACGUGUUCGCCAGGUUGCCUUACAAAAUCGUGUGGAAGUAUGAGGAAGAGUUGGCCAUGAAACCGAGCAACGUCUUCAUCUCGCCAUGGUUCACGCAGCAGAGCAUCUUUGCACACCCGAACAUUAAGCUGUUCAUAUAUCAAGGAGGCCUGCAAAGCACCGAGGAAGCAGUGAAAUUCGCAGUGCCUGUUUUAGGACUUCCGAUAAUAGCGGACCAGGCCUAUCAAACAGGCAGAAUGGAAGCUCUUGGUGUCGGGAAGCGUUUAGACAUCACUAGUAUCACGAGGGAUGAGUUGGAAAGUGCCAUCCGUGAGAUUAUAACUGAUAAAUCCUAUAAGAAGAGAAUGAUCGAACUCCAAAAUACCGUCCACGACCAACCAUACGAUUUAGUGAAGAACCUUGUUUGGUGGACGGAAUACGUGAUUCGUCAUAAAGGUGCCCCGCAUCUUCGCUCCAACCUAGCCUGGCAACCCUGGUACCAACGUAACGACAUGGACAUUGUUAUAUUCUUGACAGUCGUAGCAACUAUAAUAGUUUUGAUAAUACUGAGAUUAAUUGCCAUGUUAGCCAUGUGUUUCUUUAAAGGAAAUCAAUCACUCCCUAGCUAUCGCAAACAAAAGCUUAGUUAAUUAAACAAAUAAUGAUCUACGCAGUUCAAAAUUAACUUUAGCGAAAGGAGGGGGUGAACAGUCGAGUGUCUUAAAGUAACUGAUUCAUUAACUAUUUAAUUUAGUCAUCGAAAGUGGUACGUGUUACGUAUUACACGUGGUGGAGAUUACCGUGUAAAUACAUACAUUACAUUCUCUGGUUUAACAUUAAAAUACCGUUUACAGUAACAGACUGCAAUCAUCAUUGCUAAUAGCUUAUCGUAAAUAUGAAACCAAAAACCAAUUGUUCUAUUGAAAGUCGUAUUAAAUAAAAAAGAAAUAACAUUUCAUCGCGUAUAGAAGAUUAUAAUUUACUGUUGACUGACCAACCUAUUCGUUCAGCAAAGAUAAAGAUAUCAGAAUCAAUGUGUUCAAAAUACUUUAGGCAGCCUUGUUUUUCAAAUGUUCUUAUCAAAGCCUAAAGACCCUACAGGAAGUUUUCAGGGAUUUCAACGACUCAUCCUAGACGAGUUAGUCAUCCAGUACCAAGGGUCAUAGUUACCCCCUCUCAACCCAAGAGGUUUUUAGAGUAUAAGAUUUAGAAAUCUUACGAAGUGAGCAUUAUUAUUUUCGAGCCUUCUGCGC